Messenger RNA from Platichthys flesus (European flounder), 2260 nucleotides. It is a transcript of the gene tfec, whose product is annotated as transcription factor EC. Gene Ontology annotation, cellular component: nucleus. The transcript is spliced from 8 exons. The record is from RefSeq and is a predicted model, not a curated record. Bases 190 to 1467 code for a protein of 425 amino acids. Lineage: Eukaryota; Metazoa; Chordata; Actinopteri; Pleuronectiformes; Pleuronectidae. Gene Ontology annotation, molecular function: DNA-binding transcription factor activity, RNA polymerase II-specific; protein dimerization activity; RNA polymerase II cis-regulatory region sequence-specific DNA binding. Gene Ontology annotation, biological process: regulation of transcription by RNA polymerase II.
CCCCAGCUUUGGGCCUAAUUAGUUCACUUAGGGCCUUUAUAAGACACUGGUAGGGGGACUGGAGAGGACAGACACUCACUGAGAAGUCGGCAGAUUAGCAGGACGGCAGCAGCAGCAGCAGAUCUGGAUGCCUAGAGUUGACCUGCUGCCACAUCAAAACAAACUGAAGAUAAUCUGCUUUUUCUGAGAAUGCCACACUUAACCGACUGCAGCUACUUCACAAUGCGGGAUGCCACCAGAGCUUCAAAUGUCCAGAGCCACCUCGAGAGCUCCAAGUUCCACCUCCACCAGAGCCAGAACCAGCAGGUCAAGCAGUACCUGACGCUGGGCUCCAAGCUGGCCUCGGCGACCGGGCAGGGCCACACCAUCCCUCACCCACACGGCCCCGGCCCGCUGGCCACCAUGCCCAUCAUUAGGAACGGAAACAUGGCCUCGCUCAGCGACGGCAGCAACCCCACCAGCCCCAUCACCUUGCUCACCAUGGCCAGUCACGACAGCGAGUUUCCGAUGGAUGAAGUAAUCGACGACCUGAUUAGUCUCGAGUCCGGUUUCAACGACGGGGGCUUGGAUUGCAUGGAGUCUAACAUGCUAAUGCAGAACAAUGUGUCCCUCAGUGGCAGCAUGCUGGACCUCUAUGGGGGUGAACCAGGUAUGAACGCCCCUAAUGGUGGAAUGAGCCCCACAUCUAACCCCAGAAAGCUCACUGUUAAGAGGGAAUACACAGAACUUGACUCAAGGGGGAUGGCCAAAGAGCGACAGAAGAAAGACAACCACAAUUUAAUCGAAAGAAGACGAAGAUACAACAUCAACUACAGGAUAAAGGAGUUGGGGACCCUCAUACCCAAAUCAAACGACCCGGACAUGCGCUGGAACAAAGGCACCAUCCUCAAGGCCUCGGUGGAGUACAUCAAGUGGAUGCAGAAGGAGCAGCAGCACGCCAGGGAGCUGGAGACCCGGCAGAAGAAGCUGGAGCAGGCCAACAGGAGGCUGCUGCUGAGGAUCCAGGAGCUUGAGAUCCAGGCACGAGCACACGGUCUCCCAAACAUGACCACUUCCUUGGGGACAGUGGAACUCUCCUCCCACCUCCUCAAACAACAACCACAGCAGCUGUCCCCCCAGGCCCAGCAGCCCCAGCAGCCCACAAUCUACCAGGAGGACCCCAACAGCGACUACCUCCAGAGGAUAGCCGCAGUGGCCGGCGGGGCCUCCAUCCCUGGCGCCAGUGGCCCACAGGACCACAUCACCGGCCCCGACGGGCUCUCAACGUUCUCCGACCCGCUGUCCCACUUCACAGACUUCUUCAGCGGCACGCUCAAGGAGGAGCACCGGCUGGACGAGAUCCUCAUGGACGACCCGCUGUCGCCGUUCGGCACCGACCCGCUCCUGUCGGCCGGCUCGCCCGGAGCUGCGUCCAAGGACAGUAGUCGCAGGAGCAGCUUCAGCUCCGCCGGAGGGGACGACCUAUAAUCCCCCCCCCCCCGCAGAACAUACUCUCAAGUUAUCUCCUUCCGACAACACGGUUGUAAUCUCCAGUGUUAAAGGGCAGACGCAGAGACUGAAAAAGACUGAGUGAUGGCUCUGGGCAAACAAUACUGACUCCUCACAGGGCUGCGAGUCAUUUAACUGAGCACUGACACACCCGGCAGAGCCCCUCAAAGUGCCAGUUGUGUAUUAACUGUACUUCCUGUUGAAUGGGGGGGUGUUAUCGGACCUAAAGCUUGGAUUCCCCAAAGCUCAGCGGCACCAAAAGCAUCUCCAGGACCCUCUGCUGUACACCCUGCUCUUUUUUAAAAGUUACUACAGACUGUAUGUUCCUCUGCCUCCCACAUAGAGCAGAAACAGACCCAGUAAAAAAGGGAGACAUUUAUGUACAUAAUGUAAAUAAUAAAGCCUGUUUUGUACACGGUAACAUGCAACAACAAUCACUUAAAAACCUGUGUCCAUUUGUAAGGAAAAUACUACUUCCCGGAAACGACUGUAAACUGUGGCUGUCGGGAUUAUAUUUGUGUAAUGUGCCUUAUUUGAAAACCCAGUUCUUUCUAUGAAUUACUGAUGUACUCACCACAAUGCCUAACAUGUCCUCAGUCCUGUCUGUGUCUUUUACGUGUUUUGGAUAAGUAAGUGUCCAUAUGCAUCUUUUUUAAACCAUGUAUUCCUUCAAUACGUCAUGUAUGUAUAUACUUUUAUAUCUAACAGGUUACCUUUUUUUAUUCUUACCUGGGGAGGGAAAAAUAUAAUAAACCCCUUUUUUAUAUACAUA